AUGUCAGAGAAAUCGGAUUAUGAAUUGGCAUUGGAGCCAUUCAAAGAAGAUAUGCCACCUUUGGAUCCAGAAUCAAAUAAGAAACGUUAUUUAAUUAAAGAUGGUGGGAAACCUCAUUUCGAUCUGGAUGGUACUGUGAAGAGAUUCCAACAUUUAUUAGGAUUGAGUGGUUUAUUUAGACAUUUCAUUGAAGGGAAGGCCAAGAAAGAUGAUAGAUUUCAAAGAGUGUUGGAUAUCUUAGAUGAUGAUGGUAAUAAAAAAGGUAAAGGUCGUGCUGGUCAUCAAGAUAAAAGAAGACGUAAGACCGAAACAGAAGAAGAUGCAGAGUUAUUAAAGGGCGAAACUGAUGGAGAUGAAGAAAAUUUGGAGUUUCAAUUCCGAGAAUCUCCAGGUUAUAUUGAUGGUCUUUUAAGAUCAUAUCAAAUCCAAGGUGUUAAUUGGUUAAUUUCUUUACACAAGAAUGGAUUAGCAGGUAUAUUAGCGGAUGAGAUGGGGUUAGGUAAGACAUUACAAACGAUCACAUUCUUAGGGUAUUUAAGAUAUGUGGAGAAAAAACCUGGUCCAUUUUUAGUGAUUGCACCUAAAUCUACAUUAAACAAUUGGUUAAGAGAAAUCAAUAAAUGGACACCAGAUGUGAAUGCCUUUAUCUUACAAGGUGAUAAAGUGGAAAGAUCUGAGUUGAUCAAGACGAAAUUACUUGAAUGUGAUUUUGAAAUAGUUGUUGCAUCUUAUGAAAUUAUCAUUAGAGAAAAAGCUGCAUUCAGAAAGAUUGACUGGGAAUAUAUUGUUAUUGAUGAAGCUCAUCGUAUUAAAAAUGAAGAAUCCAUGUUAUCCCAAGUUUUGAGAGAAUUCAGUUCACGUAAUCGAUUAUUAAUUACUGGUACUCCAUUACAAAACAAUUUACAUGAACUUUGGGCAUUAUUAAAUUUUCUUUUACCUGAUAUUUUCUCGAGUUCUGAAGAUUUCGAUUCAUGGUUUUCAUCUAAUGAAUCUGAAGAGGAUCAAGAUAAAAUUGUGAAGCAAUUACAUACGGUGUUACAACCAUUUUUAUUACGUCGUAUUAAAAGUGAUGUGGAAACUUCGUUAUUGCCUAAAAAGGAAUUGAAUUUAUAUGUGGGGAUGUCUAAUAUGCAAAAAAAAUGGUAUAAACAAAUCUUAGAAAAGGAUUUAGAUGCAGUUAAUGGUUCUAAUGGGAAUAAAGAAUCCAAGACCAGAUUAUUAAACAUUGUUAUGCAAUUAAGGAAAUGUUGUAAUCAUCCAUAUCUAUUUGAUGGAGCAGAACCGGGUCCACCAUAUACUACAGAUGAACAUUUAGUUUAUAAUUCUGCUAAAUUGAAUGUAUUAGAUAAAUUAUUAGAAAAAGUGAAAGAAGAAGGUUCACGUGUUUUGAUUUUCAGUCAAAUGUCUAGAGUAUUGGAUAUUAUGGAAGAUUAUUGUUAUUUCCGAGGAUAUGAAUAUUGUCGAAUUGAUGGUCAAACAGCUCAUGAGGAUAGAAUUGCUGCGAUUGAUGAAUAUAAUGCACCAGAUUCGAGUAAAUUUAUCUUUUUAUUGACCACACGUGCUGGUGGGUUGGGUAUUAAUUUGACGACAGCCGAUAUAGUUGUAUUAUUUGAUAGUGAUUGGAAUCCACAAGCGGAUUUACAAGCUAUGGAUAGAGCUCAUCGUAUUGGUCAGAAGAAGCAAGUGAAAGUGUAUAGAUUUGUUACUGAUAAUUCUGUGGAGGAAAAAAUUCUUGAGAGAGCCACACAAAAAUUGAAAUUGGAUCAAUUGGUUAUUCAACAGAAUCGUACGUCUACACAAAAGAAGAAACAAAAGGAAAAACAAAAUGAACAAAAAGAUGCAUUAUUAUCAAUGAUUCAACAUGGUGCUGCAGAUGUUUUCAAAUCCGGGAACACUAGUACAGGAUCAAGUGCAAGAGGUACACCACAUCCAAGUGGUACUACGAGUGGUAAUGAUGAUGCAGCAGAGAAAGAAGCAAUUGAUUUGGAAAGUAUCUUGGAAUUAUCAGAAGGUAAAACACAAUCGUUGAAUCAGAAAUAUGCGACUUUAGGGUUGGAUGAUUUACAAAAAUUCAAUCAAGAUUCAGCAUAUGAAUGGAACGGUACAGAUUUCAAGAAAAAGACAGUGGAAAAGGAUAUUAUCAGUCCACUUUGGAUCAAUCCUACCAAGAGAGAACGUAAAGAGAAUUAUAAUAUCGAUGGGUAUUAUAAAGAUGUAUUGAACACGGGGAAGACGACGACACCAACACAACCAAGAAUGCCCAAACCACAUGCGUUUAAUAGUCAUCAAUUCCAACCUCCUCAAUUGAAAGUUCUUUAUGAAAAGGAAAGAAUGUGGACUGCGAAGAAGACUGGAUAUAAACCUACGAUGGAAGAUGUGAAGAAUACGUAUGGUGAGAUUGAAGAGGAGGAGAAAAAAAAACAAUUAUUGGAAUUAUUGAAUCUUUCGAUCCAUAACGCACAAGAAUUAAGUGAAGAGGAGAAGCAAGAGAAGUUGGAAUUGGAGAAAAAGGGGUUUACCAAUUGGAAUAAGAUUGAAUUCCGUAAAUUCAUAUCUGCGUCGGGGAAAUAUGGACGUAAUUCCAUUCAAGCGAUAGCUAUGGAAUUAUCUGGUACCAAGACUUUGGAAGAAGUUAGAGAAUAUGCCAAGGCGUUUUGGAAGAAUAUUGAACAGAUUGAAGAUUAUGAGAAAUAUUUGAAAAGUAUUGAAGUGGAAGAGGAAAAAAUACGUCGAGUGAAAUUCCAACAAGAGGCGUUGCGUCGGAAAUUAUCUCAAUGUAAAGCUCCGUUAUUUGAUUUGAGUUUGAAAUUCCCACCUUCGUCGAGUAAUAAGAGGACGUAUUCUGAAGAAGAAGAUCGGUUCAUCCUGUUGAUGCUGUUCAAAUAUGGGUUGGAUCGAGACGAUGUGUAUGAGUUGAUCCGUGAUGAGAUUCGUGAUUCUCCAUUGUUUGAACUUGAUUUUUUCUUUCAAAGUAGAACGCCCACAGAGUUGGCAAGAAGAGGGUAUACCCUAUUGCAAUGUUUGGAGAAGGAGUUUAAUAGUAGUAUUGUUAUGGAUGAGGAGACGAAGUUAAGGAUGAAGAAUGAGGAUGAAGAGGGGAGUAAAGUUCGGGAAGAGAUGGGUGAGGCGAGUGGGGCGAAUGGAACAAGUGAAACGAGUGAAACGAGUGGAACUACGGAUGGACAUAUUGAUAAGAAGAUGAAAGUAUAG
This is a messenger RNA of Henningerozyma blattae CBS 6284, 3210 nucleotides long. It is a transcript of the gene ISW1, whose product is annotated as chromatin-remodeling ATPase ISW1. Gene Ontology annotation, cellular component: chromatin; nucleus. Gene Ontology annotation, biological process: nucleosome organization; regulation of transcription by RNA polymerase II. The coding region runs from base 1 to 3210 and encodes 1069 amino acids. The transcript has a single exon. The record is from RefSeq and is a predicted model, not a curated record. Lineage: Eukaryota; Fungi; Ascomycota; Saccharomycetes; Saccharomycetales; Saccharomycetaceae. Gene Ontology annotation, molecular function: histone binding; nucleosome binding; ATP binding.